ACAGUUUUGAUUCUGCGAUAAUUGUCAUUUCAUUUUAAAAACAAAAUCUUUGGCGCGGAUCAGUCUCGUAAUCCUAAAGUAGAUAGUGCAACCAGUACACAUGGUUAUUAUUUGUUGGCAAUGAAGGAAAUCUGCCGAGUUUGCUUGGAAAAAUCCGGACACAUGCUCAACAUAUUUGACAACGUGAUAGAAUUGGGCAUUCCAAUUGCUAAUAUGAUAUCUAAAGUUACCGGUUCGCACGUUGCCAGAGGAGAUCCGUUUCCGGAGACCAUUUGUCCGCCUUGCCUUGGGAAUGCUAAGAUAGCAUUCCAGUUCAAACAACGAUACGAGAGGAACCAGCAGAUUUACUCCCAGUAUAAAGAGCGGAUCUUGUAUGAGGAGGAAUUUGUUAUUCCAGACUUACAGAGUACACUGUCAAUUAGUGGCGACGAAAGCCAGGAGUUUAACUUGCAAAUAAAGCUAGAAGCAGUCGAUGAUGAUUUCCAGGGGACGGAGGAGUCACAUGAAGAUGAGUGUGUGGUGAAGAACGAACCAACUAAUGAUGAUGUGAUCGAGGAAGACUCGUGUCAAUUUGCAGAUGUUAAUAACGACCUUCUUAAAAAAGUCAAUCAUCAACAUAUAGCCUCAACGAUAUUGAAAUCAGCUGAAAACAAAAUCAUUGCUAUACUGAAAGAAAACGAACUUCUUAAAGGAAGGCUUGACUUAGUUUCAAAGAAGCUCUCGGAAAAAAAAGUUAAACAAGUGCACAAGCCAACCAUCACAAUGAAAAAAAAAGAGGAUGAGCUUGGACCUUCCAAUGUCAUGAGUUUCCCCAUUACAUCUUUGCAAGAAUUGGAACAGUUCGAGAGACAAUUUACCCCAGAUCUUAGGGGCUUUUAUGUAAGCAUUGGUAGGAUGACCGACUACUUGUCCAGAGGUCCCCUGCGUAAAAAUCUGGAACAUAUUCUGAACGAGGACCUUUUAUACAAAUUCAAUUUGAACGGAUGUUCCGGUAAACUGUCUUUGAGGUCCUACGAGUGUUUUUAUGACCUCUUGGAAACUGCGACGAAAAUGGUCCACCCGAACGAGCCAGUUAAAAAGGUAAUAGGAAAGGCUCUAUGCAACAUAAAAAACAAAAUUGUUAAAAGAAGGUCGAGAUCCAGACAAGGAUUACAGACACGAAAACAAACAAAGAAGUGUUAGUGUAUUAAUAAUGGUCUAGAAAAGAUAACACUUUUAAAUCACAUACAAUAAAAUGUUUUACAAGUCAGAGACUGUACUCAAAAUUAGCGUUGCUAAGAAAACUCUUGUUCAAAUGAA
Messenger RNA from Drosophila biarmipes, 1299 nucleotides. RefSeq lists its product as uncharacterized. The coding region runs from base 121 to 1182 and encodes 353 amino acids. The transcript is spliced from 6 exons. NCBI's taxonomy places the organism in Eukaryota, Metazoa, Arthropoda, Insecta, Diptera, Drosophilidae. Gene Ontology annotation, cellular component: nucleus. Gene Ontology annotation, molecular function: zinc ion binding. The record is from RefSeq and is a predicted model, not a curated record.